CUCCGCGCUUUCAUUAUGGUAGUCGUCCCAACAAGCGGCUCGUAGAGCAGGAAUCCAGACGGGAUUAUCAACAGCAGACACCGCCGAGCUACGGAGCGAUAUUUCUGCCAUUAGUCCGCCUCUAACCUCCGGACCACAUCGACAUUUCCCUCCGGACGGACGUUAGCAGAGAGGGACCUUUACAUGGCAGCCGGCUGCUCGGCCCUCCUACCCUCUCCCGGUACCGUGCAGCUGCAGCAUCCGUCAUCUCAGCCUCCACAUUAACGGGAUGACGAAGGGAACCGAGCCUCCGCACGUAGGCUACCGGCACGGCGAGGCGACGUUCAUGGACUGCAGGAAUUUCUAAAACCUCGGUGGCAGCGCAGCAGAAAUAUAAAGUGACUUAACUUUUCAUUGUUGAGACUUACCCAUCUUUGUGCCACUGGAGCUGGUGGGAACUUGGAGGCUACUUUAGAGGAAUCAAGGACUCUAAUGAACCAAUAAGAAACGUCUUAUCAAGUAGAAAUUAUAUUUAUUUAAUAUUUGUGUAAUAACCUGAGAUCUGCUGCAGUCUUCAUCAAGGAGCAGAUGUAAUCAGAGUUGCAGUAUUGUACAAAAUAUAAGAUAUACUAUCAGGUCAUUAGGUCACACAUACAACCCACAGAAGACACUGAUCAUUCUGGCAUCAUGAUGGUGGAAGCCACCAUCACCUCGAGUCUCAGGACUAUUGCAAUCUAACAGACAUUUUGGUUCCCCUGUGGGAAAGAACGGAGCAACUGGUGGUGGUCCUCCAGCAACAUGGACUACCACGCUGAGUGCUGUUUCUGUGAUCCUGAGGAGGGUCACGGUGACGAGCCGCCGCUUCACAGUAUCCACGCGCCCAACCGGAUCCGCCCGUCCUCCUACAGAGCCCUGAGGAGCGCUGUGUCCAGUCUGGCCCGCAUCGAUGACUUCUUCUGUGAGAAGAUAGGUUCGGGCUUCUUCUCGGAGGUCUUCAAGGUGCAGCAUCGGAUCACAGGGCAGGUGAUGGCACUGAAAAUGAACACGCUGGCUAGCAACAAAGCUAACAUGCUCCGAGAAGUGCAGCUCAUGAACCGGCUUUGCCACCCCAACAUACUCAGGUUUCUUGGGGUUUGUGUGCACGAAGGUCAACUCCACGCUCUGACUGAGUAUAUAAAUGGAGGCAACCUGGAGCAGCUGUUGGACAGCGACUUGUACCUGUCGUGGUGCGUCAGGAUUGGUCUAUCUCUGGAUAUCGCCCGAGGCCUGCAGUACCUGCACAACAAGGGCAUAUUCCACAGAGACCUCACCUCCAAGAACUGUUUGGUUCGCUGUGAUAAUGGCGUGUUCACGGCUGUAGUGGGAGACUUCGGCCUGGCAGAGAAGAUCCCCGAUUACAGUGACGGUGUGGUGAAGCAGCCUCUGGCCAUCGUGGGCUCCCCAUACUGGAUGGCCCCUGAAGUUCUGAGAGGAGAGCUGUACGAUGAGAAGGUGGACGUGUUUGCGUACGGCAUCAUCCUGUGUGAGAUCAUCGCCCGGAUUGAAGCUGAUCCUGACUUCUUACCCAGGACAGAGGACUUUGGUCUGGACGUGGAAGCAUUUGAGAACAUGGUUGGGGAUUGUCCCGCUGCAUUCUUUAGCCUCGCUGUGACCUGCUGUAACAUGAUUGCAGAGAGGCGUCCCUCGUUCUCUGAAAUUGUCUUCAUACUGGAGGGCAUGGAGAGGGACGAAGAGAGAGAGAAGCCCAUUGCACUCGAGCCAGUGGCGGUAGACGUCAGCCCGUACCGGCGCUGCAGCUCUCCCUGUCACCCUGGUGACCGCAGCCAGCAGCGGCAAGGCUUGGCAAGGAGCCAGUCGGACAUGUUACCCCCAGCAACCUUGACCCCACCUCUUCUUGGGACCCCUGCGCGGGUCAACCCCUUCUCUCUCAGACAGGAUCUGAAUGGGGGGCGGUGUAAACUCUUAGACACGCCGAGCAAGUCCGUCAUCUCCCUGACCUUCACCCUCCCGGCGCUGCGGGACCCGUGUUCCUCCCCCCACAUUCUCCGAGGGAUGCCUGGAACGCGAACGCUGCCGAGGAGAUGCCGGUCACUCCCCUGUACUCCAGAGCUCAGCCGGACUGUAGCCUUGUCAAGAGACACAGAAGGGAAGGAGGACGAAAAAGAGGAGGAUGUCAGAGCGGUGAUUAGGAGAGGUAUAGGGGAGGUUGUGGAGGACGAGAUGAGGAAGAACACGGGGAUGUCAGAGAGGGCAGAUGAAAGGUUGCAGGUAGAGCAAAUGGAGAUAACUGAGAAGAGAGAGUUGUUGAAGGAGGAAGAUGAAAUGGGAGACGAUUCAGGUCUUCCUGUGGAGCUGGAGAUGGUGUCACUGGAGCGGUUAGAGGAGGAGGAGGAGGAGGAGGAGGAGGAGGAUGAGAGUGUGUGUCUAACAGAACCCAUGGACUGCACCAAGUCUCCUGAGCCAGCAGAGGGAGUCCUGGACUGCACACCUGGAAGACCCCUGCUCACCUCCACUUCCUCUUCCUCCUUACAGACGAAUGGCUGGCGACUUCCCAUCUCCAACGGACCUCCCUCUUUGCCCGCUCUGCCACGACUGGACAAUAACAACGGCUCGGCCCUUGUGAUUGGCCAGCAGGUGCAGUGGGGUGGAGGAGGACGGGCUAAUGGUUACAGUGGAGCCCAGGUCCAGUCCUCUGACCCUAGUGGCCCCUCUGAGCAGGACGAGGUCAUCUCCUGUCCGGGCUGCUGUCUGGUGGGUCUGAGUUUUCCCUCUGUGUGCCUCCGUGGUUCAGCUGCCGUGCCUACUCCCCGCCGAAGGGCUUCGUUACCACGGCAGCGACCCUACCGGAACCUCAACGGCACCAUAACUGGUGGCAGCGCUUCCUCGUCAACAACAGCCGUCACGGCAACCAAAGCUCUACUGUGUCGCAGCACAAAUGGACUAGUAGUGGGAGGGCCCAUGGUGCCAUGUGAGCCUGGGCGGUCCCUGCCAGAGGCCCAGACAUAAGCCUGCUUCCUGGGGAUUUGAUUUUGAACUUGCGACAUGCACCGGUACUAAAUGUUAGCGGACAAACAUAGCAACACAAAAGGUCGCUAUGCUAACACCAAGAACCCAAUACUGACCCCAGCCUCUGAGACGUGUUGUUAAUUCUGUGCAGUCACAGCAAACAGUUGGUGACUAGAGUGCCACCUGGUGGGCUGGAGGAUUAAACACAACAAA
Messenger RNA from Epinephelus fuscoguttatus (brown-marbled grouper), 3198 nucleotides. RefSeq names its product dual specificity testis-specific protein kinase 2-like. The coding region runs from base 778 to 2985 and encodes 735 amino acids. NCBI's taxonomy places the organism in Eukaryota, Metazoa, Chordata, Actinopteri, Perciformes, Serranidae. The transcript has 11 exons. Gene Ontology annotation, cellular component: nucleus; cytoplasm. Gene Ontology annotation, biological process: positive regulation of stress fiber assembly; actin cytoskeleton organization; protein phosphorylation. The record is from RefSeq and is a predicted model, not a curated record. Gene Ontology annotation, molecular function: protein serine/threonine kinase activity; ATP binding.